CCCUGGGGCAGCCGCCCGCGGCCCCUGAGCUCCGUGAGGAGGAGGAGGAGGAGGAGGAAGGCCGGGUGAGUGAGCAGACCGCGGCCAUGGAGGAGUGGCGGCAGUGCGGCCGCUGGCUCAUCGACUGCAAAGUUUUGCCCCCGAACCACCGGGUGGUCUGGCCCUCGGCGGUGGUCUUCGACCUGGCGCAGGCGCUGCGGGACGGGGUGCUGCUCUGCCAGCUGCUCCACAACCUCUCCCCCGGCUCCAUCGACCUCAAGGACAUCAACUUCAGGCCCCAGAUGUCCCAGUUUCUCUGUUUGAAGAACAUCCGAACCUUCCUGAAGGUGUGUCACGACAAAUUUGGGUUAAGGAACAGCGAUUUGUUUGAUCCCUUCGACCUCUUCGAUGUGCGGGAUUUCGGGAAGGUGAUCUCUGCAGUAUCCAGGCUCUCCUUCCACAGUAUUGCUCAAACCAAAGGAAUUAGGCCCUUCCCAUCGGAGGAGACCACGGAAAACGAUGAUGACGUGUAUCGGAGCCUGGAGGAGCUGGCAGACGAGCACGAUCUGGGGGAGGACAUUUAUGACUGCGUCCCCUGCGAAGAUGAAGGCGAUGAUAUCUACGAAGAUAUCAUCAGAGUGGAAGUUCAGCAGCCCAUGAAAAUGGGAAUGACAGAAGAUGACAAAAGAAAUUGCUGCUUGCUAGAAAUCCAAGAAACUGAGGCCAAAUACUACAAAACACUUGAAGAUAUAGAAAAGAACUAUAUGAACCCCCUGAGGCUGGUACUGACUCCCCAAGACAUGGAAGCUAUUUUUAUCAAUUUGGAGGACCUAAUUAAAGUGCACUUCAGUUUCCUGAGAGCCAUCGAUGUCUCUAUGAUGUCUGGAGGAAGCAGCCUGGCAAAAGUGUUUCUGGAAUUCAAAGAGAGGCUGCUGAUUUAUGGCAAGUACUGCAGCCACAUGGAGUAUGCCCAGAACACCCUCAACCACCUCCUCGCCAACCGGGAGGACGUCCGGCAGAAGGUGGAGGAAUGCACACUAAAGGUCCAGGAUGGGAAAUUUAAAUUGCAAGAUCUGCUGGUGGUUCCAAUGCAGAGAGUUUUGAAAUAUCAUCUCCUGUUGAAAGAGCUGCUCAGCCAUUCCUCAGACCGACCAGAGAAGCAACAGCUGAAGGAGGCUCUGGAGGCGAUGCAGGACUUGGCCAUGUACAUCAAUGAAGUAAAGAGGGACAAGGAGACUUUAAAGAAAAUAAGUGAAUUUCAGAGCUCUAUAGAAAACCUGGUAAAGAAACAGGGAGCUGUUCUUCCUCCUUCCCUGCUGUUGCCUGUGCAAGGUUCAGCAGAAGGGGCAGGGGCAGGCACUCAGCAGUUACUGAGGUGCCUGCAUGGAAGUGUGAUGCAUUUUGCUGCUCAGGUGUUGGGAGCACAGCGAGAUCAACGCUCUUGUUUUCUCUUGCAGUGGUCAUACGGCUUCUACCUAAUCCACCUUCAGGGGAAGCAGGGCUUCCAGUUCUUCUGCAAGACAGAAGAAAUGAAGAGGAAGUGGAUGGAGCAGUUUGAAAUGGCAAUGUCCAACAUAAAGCCAGAGAAAGCCAAUGCAAAUCACCAUAACUUUCAGAUGUACACAUUUGAAAAGACGACCAACUGCAAAGCCUGCAGGAUGUUCCUGAGAGGAACCUUCUACCAGGGCUAUCUUUGCCCCAAAUGUGGAGCAGGUGCUCAUAAGGAGUGCUUGGAGAUCAUUCCUCCCUGCAAGAUGGGUUCUUCAGCAGACCAGGAUUCACUGGGUGCUGGACCUGGUCCUAAAAUGGUGGCAGUUCAGAAUUACCAUGGAAACCCAGCCCCUCCUGGGAAGCCGGUGCUGACCUUUCAAAUUGGGGAUGUGAUCGAGCUGCUGAGGGGGGACCCAGACUCACCAUGGUGGGAGGGGCGGCUGCUGCAGACGAAGAAGUCGGGUUAUUUUCCCAGCUCGUCAGUAAAGCCCUGCCCUGUGGAUGCCAGGCCUCCCAACAGCCGACCGCCCUCGCGGGAGAUCGACUACACAGCGUACCCGUGGUUUGCAGGGAACAUGGAGCGGCAGCAGACGGACAACCUGCUCAAGUCCCACGUCAGCGGCACCUACUUGAUCCGGGAGCGGCCGGCCGAGGCCGAGCGCUUUGCCAUCAGUAUUAAGUUCAACGAGGAGGUGAAGCACAUCAAGGUGGUGGAGAAGGACAACUGGAUUCACAUCACAGAAGCCAAGAAGUUCGAAAGCUUGCUGGAGCUGGUCGAGUACUACCAGAGCCACUCGCUGAAGGAGAGCUUCAAGCAGCUGGACACGACGCUGAAAUACCCCUACAAAUCUCGGGAGCGCUCUACCUCCAGGACCUUCACCCGCUCCCCAGCCUCCUGCGCUUCCUACAACUUUUCUUUUCUCAGUCCUCAGGGCCUCAACUUUUCUUCUCAGAGCUCCUCCAGUCCCUUCUGGUCAGUGUUCACCCCACGGGUCAUAGGGACGGCGGUGGCUCGAUACAACUUCGCGGCGCGGGACAUGCGGGAGCUCUCGCUGCGGGAGGGCGACGUGGUGAAGAUCUACAGCAGGAUUGGCGGGGACCAGGGAUGGUGGAAGGGGGAAACCAACGGAAGAGUCGGCUGGUUUCCCUCGACGUACGUGGAAGAGGAGGGGGUGCAGUGACUGCGGGGAUGUUUGGUGGAAGUCGUCGAGCGCCCAGAGCCGCUGCAGCCCGAGCACGCCUGUCCCGACGCCCGCGGCUCCCCGUGAGACGCGGCCGGACACCUCCCAGGAGCCUCCCAGGACUGCUCUCGCAGCCUCCUCAGCAAUCCUUCCUCUGUACAGUGUGUGUGCACAUGUCGGGGCCGCCCCGGCCCCGCUCCUGUUCCGUGUAUAGAAGAUUGAUGGUCCGUCGGAUAACGUUGGUGUAGCAGCUGCGGAAGAGUCCCGGGAGAGCUGCGCUCCCCCUGCAUGGACAGAGCUGAGAGACUCUGGGGGGUCUGCACCUCUCUUUUAAAGGUGUUUUAAAAGCCACCGUGGUGAUGGUGGUGGGAGGGUGAGGCUGAAGGUUUGUGCCUGGGUGUGCCGGGGUGAGAAUCUGGGGGUUUCUAAGGGGAGGGAGAGAUCCAGCCCCGAGGAGGCAAUGCAGACCCCCUGCCCACACCACUCGGGUGGGCUCCCCAGGUCAGAAUUUUGGCAGUGUCCCUGGCAGGGGGCAGGGUGAGGAGCAGAGCAGAGACACACAGAGGAGAGGACUGUUGCUUGACUCUGAAGGGAUGUCAGCUGUGAAACCAUUUUGACCAUCAGACAUGGGCUGGAAGUGGAUCUUCGAAUCAGACAGGAGGGGAAGGAGCUGCUUUGGCAUCCCCAAGCCUGUUUUCUUUUCAACCACCUCAGUCCCAGCAGCCUUGCUGCAGGUGGAGGGGGCUGCCCAGGGAACAGACUGGUCCCACUGGUGAGAGCAGGAGGUCUCAGCGUGUUGCAGGACUGGAGAUGUGCUUUGCCACACAAGGGCUUUGGAGGCCACCAAGACACCAGAUACAUGCAGAGGAGCGUGUGUCCCUGGGUCUGUCCUCCUCUCCCUCUCAGCAGGACCCCCCCCAGCCAGGCUGAUUUUUCUUGCAGCCAUGACCAUGUCCCACCUUGCUGAGCUCAGGGCCAACCCACCAGAGUAAGGGCUAUGGUAUCAACUCCUGAUUCCUCUCCCUGAGUUGUGAAAGCAUCUCUUCUUCCCAGCUGUGUGCACUUUUGGGGGCUGUGAGCAUUGCCCCCUCUCUUCCUCCCACAGGCUGUUACUGCUGCUGCUGUCAAGUAAAGGUCCGCCUGUUUUGACAUUCCCGCUGUGUCCUGAGCACCAUCUGUCCAAGCCUGUUCUUCCCAAAGUCUGGAGUUGCCGGCUGGAAAUUCCAGCCCUUGUCUGCUGCUGGGGACUGGCUUCACUCUUUGGCUCCAGAAUUCCCUUCCAAAGGACAAAUACGUGUGUGGGAGUGUGACAGGGAACAACUUUCCUGUAUCUGAGCCCCAGGAGCUGCCCUUCAGCUUCCCUCAAUACGUAGCAUUUUGAGCUGGUGCUUCCAUGCUCUGACGUUGUUCCCCUGGGACUCGUGGUGGAACUGCUGUGUUCCCAGUGUGGGGUCUUGGCAUUGUGCUGGUGCAGGUCUGGGAGAUGCCAGCAUUGGGUGGGUGAGCAGUGCUGAUGCCCUUGGUCCCUGGCACAGGGGUACCCUGUGCAGCAUCCAGAUGUAGCAGCAGUGCCAUGCUCAGGAUAAGAAAUAGAAGUUUGGGACUCUUAAGGACAAGGGAAUGAUGUUAACUUGGGAAUUACAAGCUUUUGCUCAGUGACAAGCCCAGAGUCACCCUAUUUUGCUCCCCAUUCCUCCAGGAGCUCUGUGAGUGCCCCCAAUCAGGGUGCCUCAGGGGGAGUGGGGUGGGUUCAGCAGAGUGUGGCUGGGGCAGAUGCCCACCAUGGGUCUUGCUUGGUGAGGUGAUGGGAACGUGAGGGGGCUCAGGGCUUUCCCAAGGUACUGUUUGGUGCUAACCCCUCCCAGCCCCUUGGUGCUCAGCUUAGAGGAGAGCUGGCAGUGCCCUGCUCCUGUGCAGAGCAGAGGGCCCUGUUCCCAUUCUGGGAGCCGUGUUGGAGCUGAGGAUGCAUUUGGGUGGAUGGGACACACACACACACGUGACAAACGAUGGCUCAUAUUAUGCCUCAGAUCCUAAAGCCUUACAGACCCUCCCUUUAACAUGGCCAAUUUUGUAAGGUGGGGAGGUCAUCCCCUCUGGGAGAGCAUGUACCUGUCACGGGGACCAGGACACCCCUGUUCCUCAUGCCCCAAAGGGAUCCCCAACCUCUGCCUGUGCUGCCCUCCCAGCCCUGCCAAACCCCCUCCCCUCCAGGGAACCCUCCCUCUUGUGUUUACUGGUGUAAGAAACUUGUUAAAAAAGAUUGUUUUGUUUGUAAGUAAUUAUUCAGCCAUUUGCCACAAAUAUAUCUGUGAAUAAGAAAGGGAAAUGUUUUUUUAUGAUGGCGAGAAAAUUGUAUAUAUAUUUUAGUUCAUCGCAGACCAUUCGAAAUUGCAAUGGGAUACGUUGGAAAAUAAUAUGUAAAUUCCUUGGGUUUUUCCUUUGCACUGCACUAACUGGGGUAGGGUGGAGGGGGUUUAAAGAUAAAACUGUUUAUGAAAUAGUUUAUAGCUGGGAAUUUGGAAAUAAUUUGGAAUAGCUUGUAAUGCUGGAAUAGGAACUUUAGCUGCUACUUAGAAAUCCUUUUGCAUGUGGUUUUUCCAGACCUUUUUAAGUUACAAUACAUCAAAGUAAAUUCCACAGCGAAAAAAAUAAAGUGUAAUUUUGCUGA
Molecule: messenger RNA, 5319 nt
Organism: Lepidothrix coronata (blue-crowned manakin)
Lineage: Eukaryota; Metazoa; Chordata; Aves; Passeriformes; Pipridae
Gene: VAV2
Product: vav guanine nucleotide exchange factor 2
Exons: 26
Coding region: 87-2651 (854 amino acids)
Biological process (GO): cell migration; intracellular signal transduction; regulation of GTPase activity
Cellular component (GO): cytoplasm
Molecular function (GO): protein binding; guanyl-nucleotide exchange factor activity
Source: RefSeq, a predicted model, not a curated record